AUGAUAUUAUCUGAUUUAAUAGAACGAAGUUACUAAAAUUCAUUACGCCGUGUACACCAAUUGAUUAAAUUUAGGUUCAACAGUACGAUUUCAAAAAUAAAGCAUAGAACGACUACAGCCACUGUAAUAUAUUUCUCAUGUAUUUCUCAAAAUUAUGCACAUAUUAUAAUAGAUUUAUUUAUACAGAAAAAGAUUCAUUUCUUCCAUCAAAGGGAAUCAUUCAUUUAAAAUUCGUUCUGUCAAAAUUGUACGAGGCAAAUAUUUGCCGGAUUGAGGUGAAUAACGCACGAUGAUUACGUUUCGAACAAAUGUAAAACAAAACCUUGUUAGGUCUUAACAAGCACGUUUCGAAUGAGCUCUUCGACGAAUUACUGAAGCUGCGCGUAUCGUCCAAUGCGAAUGAAAGUAAAUUGAUCGUCGCGUUCGACAAAGAAAUAUUUCAGAUACCGUCGUACGAUCCAAACUCUCAUUGUCUAUGCGUCGGCGGCGAGGUAUAUUGUUGGUGGCAGAAUUACAAUCCGAGCACCGAUCCUUCCACCGACCCCUCGUUCCUCCCAUCGACGACGAUAGAAAGUAAUUACACGCCGUCGCUGGAGGGAAGCACGGAUGCCGUCGACAGUUUGGAAGCUUCCGGUGAUCCGGCGGAGGAGCCGUCUGUCGAGCAACAAGGAUACACGGAGAUUAACACGACCUACGCGACUACCUCGCAGCCAGCACCGACUACGUGUCUCGUGAUGGGUAAUAGAUCACAACUGUCCCUCCUUACCCGUUCGAUUUUCCUUUAAAUCGGCCGCUUCGCACAUCUAAUGGAAUGCGUGUUCCUGUAUUUUCCUGUAUGUACAGCGGAUCACUUAAUAUUAAGAGAACAGCACAAAAUUUCCGUCAGGGACACUGAGGUAGAGGAAGAAGAAGACAGAAAAUUUUAG
Heterotrigona itama is the source of this 926-nucleotide messenger RNA. The record is from the annotation of a GenBank genome assembly. Lineage: Eukaryota; Metazoa; Arthropoda; Insecta; Hymenoptera; Apidae.